GUGUGUUUUUUGGUGAAUGGAUCCUUUCACAAGAGAAAAAAAAAAAACUCGCACGCCAAUCGAUGCGUAACGUGCACGGUGCAUGUGGUUCGUGUUUGGGCCUAUUAGUCCGGCUUGUGAAGUUGGAAGCGAAAGAAGAGAAAGGCAAAUCGUGCAUCCUUUAUCGCACCAUUCCAGGGGCACGGUCAUUGCCGUAGCACGAUUGUGUUUGUGUGAGUGUCGAUGCGUGUCCUUUACACACACCUGUCCCCAUGUGCUUGAGCACACAGUACAGAAUAUCCUGCAGAACAGAACAGGCGAGAGUGGAAUUCUGCAGUCAGCCAAGACAGCCAACAAACACUUUGACAAAUGGCCUUCCACAGUUGCAAGAGUGUGCAGUAGGGCGCAGUAAGCUGUGCCUGCCCAUCCUAGCAACCAGUCAGCACGGGUCGGAAAAGUAAAAACAAACCUACUGUUACCUUGCACGGAAUUUACGCACACCCUACAUGAUGUAUGUGCUUGUGUGGUAAUGGUGGCGUUGGUGCAAAAAUUAAUCCGCGCUGUGUUUGUGUGUAAAAUUUGGUGAUUUCCCCCGUCGGGUGCCAGUCGGUCGGGUUUUGUCGUUUUUUUUUCGUCGUGUGCCGGUAGUGAGCCUUAUGAACCAACUAGUCGUCCUCCGCGUGCAGAGUGAAAAUCACAUUUGGAGCUGAAAAUUUCAUCCCCCGUGGCAGAAAACUUAAUUACCCUAACGUCGACCACCGUUCCGCCAGGCUAGGAUUUUCCUCUAGAUUCUACCGAGAUCAGUAGUGCAAUGCCGUGAAAGUGUGUAUGCUAUCCGUAGCUCCUGGUAUCAACAACAAACUUAUUGUUUGCGGGCGGAAACUUAACGGGUACUCUAGUUUGGAUUUAUUCGUUAUGCCUAUAACCGACAAACCGCGAUUAAAUCACUCACAAAAUGCCAAAAAAAUCCUACCAGCCACACCCAAUCCAUGGGUCGCCGGUGGUCCACCGGGCGGUAAGGACGCCGUGCUCGUGUUCCGUACCUACGCGCUUUCACCUGCGGCUUCGGAGAACGGGUCCGAUCUGUGCUCGGGCGGAAGUCCAUCAGUGACCCCCUCAUCGGAAACGACAGCGAGCCAAUAUCCGUCGGAGCCAGCUAACGCUAGCUCGUCCACUGCUCGGCUGGCCGAGUUAAAGCACGCACAAAAAUCAUCUUCCACUGCCCCCGAUUCGACACUGCCGAAAAGCUUUAACGUUCAGCGCAAAACACGCGGCAAGGCACCGAGCCGCAGCAGCACUACUGAGGACGACGACGAGGAAGAGGGCGAGGAGGGGGGUGAGGAGGGCGAAGAGGAUGACGAGGACGAGGAUGAGAUGGAACGGGCAGCAAGAGAGGAAGAUGCGCAGGACGAAGAUGAGGCAGACGAAGGUGAGGGGAACGAUGAUGAGGAGGACGGCGAUGAAACAGACGUCGGUACAACGUCACAGGAAGAAUCAAGCCCUGCCAAAGGGAAAGCUGGUAAAGUCGGUGCGGAAGUACCACGCACCAGCAAGUCCAAAAAGCGUCAGCUCGAAUCGUCAUCAUCCUCCAGCUCGCUCAGCAAUGCGUCCAUGUCCAGCGUGAAGGGUGGCUCGGGAGAUGAAAUCGACACGGAAAUGUCAACGUCCAAAUCGGAACCCGCGCUAGCGAUGGCGUCCAUGGACAAGAAAAUGGCCGCCCAUCGUAAGCACAAGGAGGACAACAAGGAGAAUCAGCAGUGCGCACCAACGAAAACGGAAAUGCCGGCGGCACAGUUAAACAUCUGCUACAAGUUCAUCAACACCGAGACGCGGCUGCUGAGAAAAAUUCUGAACGCGCACGGCAUGGCCGAAAGUGGUCCGGAGUGCAAUGACUUUAAUCUGCUGUGGACGGGCAUCCAUCUGAAGCCGGACAUUUUGCGCAAUUUAGCUCCGUAUCAGCGAGUGAACCAUUUCCCUAGGUCAUACGAGCUGACACGCAAAGAUCGGCUUUACAAAAACAUCGAGCGAAUGCAGCAUCUGCGGGGCUACAAGCACUUCGACAUUGUACCACAGUCGUUCCUACUGCCACAGGACUAUAAGGAACUGAUAGCGGCGCACAACAAAUGUCGGGGACCGUGGAUCGUAAAACCGGUUGCCUCUAGCCGAGGACGCGGUAUAUUCAUUGUCAAUUCGCCGGAUCAGAUUUCAUCGUUCGAGCAGGUCGUGGUGGCAAAGUACAUCUCCGAUCCGCUCUGCAUCGAUGGGCAUAAGUGUGACAUCCGGAUCUACGUUGCCGUGACCUCGUUCGAUCCGCUCAUCAUCUACAUCUACGAGGAGGGUCUGGUCCGGCUGGCCACCGUCAAGUACGACCGGACGGCGGAAAACCUUUGGAACCCGUGCAUGCAUCUGUGCAACUACAGCAUCAACAAGUACCACACCGAUUACAUCCGGUCGAGCAAUGCCGGCGAGGAGGACGUCGGGCACAAGUGGACGCUGAGUGCGCUGUUGAGGCACCUCCGCAGCCAGGGUUGCAACACCGAGCAGCUGAUGCUCGCGAUUGAGGAUUUGAUCAUUAAGGCGAUCUUCUCCUGCACGCAGCCAAUCGUGUCCGCCUGCCGGAUGUUUGUGCCGCACAUCGGUAACUGUUUCGAGCUGUACGGCUUCGACAUCCUGAUCGACGAUAUGCUGAAACCGUGGCUGCUGGAGGUGAACCUCUCGCCGUCACUCGGCUGUGAUACACCGCUCGACACGAAGGUGAAGGCGUCGAUGCUGACCGAUCUGCUCACGAUGGUGGGCAUACCGGCCAUUAGCCCGCUGCAGAAGGCGUGCUACGAUAGCAAGGGUCAGAAGAUACGCAACCUAACGACACCGUACCGGCGCGUAAACUCGGCCGACUUUGUGCACACCAGUGGACGGAAGGAAACCGCUGGGAAGGAUGGCAGCAACCAGCAACAGGGCAAGGGAGAUGCCGGUGGCAAUAAGCUGCAGACCACGCUGAGUGCACUGACGGCCGAGGAACUGAAGAUUGUACGCUUCGCACGGUCACAGUACGAACGACGGGGUGGGUUUGUGAGAAUUUUCCCCACCAGCGACAGUAUGACCCGGUACGGAUCGCUGCUGGAUCCAAUCACGGGCAUUCCCACGUCAGCCAUCACCUCUUCGAGCAGUGGCACCUACCUGAUGAUUAUACCGCACAACUACAAUCAGAUGUUACACUCGCAGCUAUUCCCUGCCGGCAGUGAGACGGAGAAUCGCAUUGUGCACCGCAUCCAGAAGUACGAGCGUGCGCUGGAAAGCUCACUGCCAAUAACGAUCGGUCCGAAGCAUACCGCACCGAAGUGUGUGGAUGAGGCGAAGCGGCUCCGGUUGCAGGUACGCAAGCUGAUCGAAAAUGGGCACGAGAUGAGCAUUCUGCAGGCUCGGCGUGCCUUCGGCUACUAUCUGGAGUACAUCCUGAAGCGCCUGUCGUCGGAACCGAAGCACAGCCACGAGGAGCUGAUCAUGAAGUUCCUGUACCGUGUCGGGGCCCACAUGAAGACGCCCUUCUUCUUCCGGAACUUUGGCAACAAGGCGCUCGGCAAGGAUCGGGGUGCGAUGGUCGCCAAACAGCUCGGCGACUACUUGCAUCUGUACAACAAGGAGACGGAAUCGUACGUGGAUGUGUUUGACAUUGUGGGCAUGCUGCCGAUCAAGCUGUUCGACGAGUUUCUGAUGCAAGCGAGCGAGGCGGACCUUGAGUCCGUGCUGACGCUGCACACAAAUCUGACGCAACAGAUGCCCUUCCUGUACAGUGGCUGCUCGACCAGUAUUCCGCCGGCGCCCCCGAUACCGGUCGGUGCGAACGGUUUUCUAAAGGCCCUGCCGAGCAUGGCACCGGGCGGCGCCAACAAGGAGCUGAUACGAUUGGAUCCGUUCUAUCGGCGGGUGGAGAGCCGGUUACCGCUCGGGGCACGCGUAAGCGGAUUGUCCGAGGCACGCGGUGGUGGGGUGGGAGAGUCGAAAAGUUCCGCCCGGCUGCUUUCACCGAUGAAAAAGAAACCUCCGAUCGGCAGUAUGGUGAAAUCGUCCCGCGAGCGUGAACAGCGCUCCAACUGGCUUUAUUAAGCGUGAAGGAGCGAGCGGUUUUGUUUUAGCGAUGGUAGCAUGUAAGAAUACUAUUUAUUUGUUAGAUUUUCUGUUUAGUCGAAUCUGGCGUGUGGCGUUUUGGUUUUUCUGUGUAGGUAGCGUACCGUGUCCUAAAUGUUAGUGUUGUGUUAAAAUUUCUGUUAAAUUAUUUUCCCGCUUGUGUUUAAUGAUUUCCCCCGUCCCAACGUUAUGCUUGUGUGUGUACAGUGAGGUAUGUUUUUUUAUGAGAUUAGUUUAAAUAGAGUGAAAGUAUAUCCUUUCGUCAACACACGCACACACUCACAUUGUUAUAAGUGAAAAGAAACUCUCGGUUUUUGAAUUGUUCGUGUAAGGGCGAUAAGGCGACUCUUAAGCAAAGUUUCCUAGCAAGAGUAACUUAAGGUGCAACGGAUAAAAAUGGAUCGUUUAAAAAGAAGGAUAAAGAUUGCGGUUUGAGAACGGGAUUUUGUUUUUAGUUAAGAAUCUUUUUUUCCGUACAGAGAAUAUAAUUAAACUUAUUCGGUUGCGUUACGCAUAACAGCAAUAGAACCAUACGCUCUGACAGACAGCCAUACCAAAAAUCGUAAAGAAAUCGUUGCACCAGCUACCGUGGAAGGCACGUGCUAGGUUGGCAACGCUAUUAAAUCCGAAUCUUAAUCGUCUAGUCAUGUAUUCCAAAAAAAAGCAUACAAAAAACGUUCUAAAAUUUGCCGCUUUGUGAUUGAAAAGUAACGCACCAAAACGCACACGAAACGAAACUCCGGAAAAAAGGAACUACUAAUUACAACCCGUCAGCUUCGAUUGUGAUAUACGAGUUCGUGUCGUAGAAUACUCAAAUGCUGCGUAACGUGUUCCCUUAAAUUACUCGGUGCUCGAGGCGAUACCGGGUUUUUGGAAGUUGAUAAUGUAAAGGCAUCGAUCUCUUUUUGUAGGCUCCUUAGAUGAAAUGGUGAACAAAGCUAGUUGGCAUGGGAACGGCUUCUCGAGCCGUCAUCAUUAAUCUCGAGCCGUUUCAUCUAAGGAAUCUACAAAAACAGAUCGUUGCUUUAUAAACUGAACUACACUGUAAAAUGGACAGCAGCAUCGCAAACAAUACAAACUAUUGCAACAAACAAGCAAAAAAAAAACAAGGUUUAAGUAGGGUACUUUUAAGCAAAUCGAAUCAUAAUCCGUCAAGUAUGAAAUGAAAUCAAGUGCUUUUUCUCCGUAUCCCGUCACGCGCGCACAAUAACGUGUUUUAAUGUGUGUUUUAAGAAAAGCUGCUGCUACGUCAAUACAAAUUAAUGGCAAGGCAACUAACAAAAAACUAAUGCAACGAUUGUGAGGCCAGUUAAAAGGUUGAUCUUUUAGCAAAACAAAAACGAAAAAAAGACAGCAGGAAAUACAAUAUUUACUAAGCAACAGGUAGUUUCGUAUACAUUUUUGGCAGCAGAGAGAGUGAGAGAGAGAGAGGACGAGUCAAGUAAUUAUAAAGCAAAUGGGUGUUUAAAAGCGUGAUUUUUUCUUCUUCCGUUAUCCAUUUUCACUUGUAUAGCUGCAUUGCAUUGCUUAUUACAAAAAGGGUAGAAGUGCAACCUCUCUUAAUGCCUUUUUGCAGCAGUUAGAAUGCGCUGAAAAAAAAAAGUUGGAGAUUGGAAUUUCGUUUUAAAGUUUCCAAAAAGUUAUAAGCUUUGCUUCUUUAGCACGAAAUAAAUUAAAUCGAGCAAAUGUGAAGGACACUGGCAGACAUUCGCUAACAAGUUUCGCAAUUUUUCCAGCCAGUCACUGUUUUGUCAGUGCGAGUGAUUAAGAAUAGUACACACCAAUAGAGAUUAAACAAAACAAAAAAACUCCAAACACGAAAACAGUUAACUAACACAGAAAGGGAAUCGCACCGUGCGUGGUUUACCGAAUUUACAAUCAUAUAAUGCAAUACAAUUAUAAGCGCAACAUAAGCGUUCUGGGCUUCUGGCACGGUAAAGUUAAGGGACAAAUAGGUACAUGCAAACGUAACGCACAAACUAUGUUGCCCUUUUGGAAGGAAAACAUUGCUUAAUGGAACACACACAAAAAAAAUUGCACAAAACAGUUUGCCGUUUUUUAAAACAGAUGCCGCAGUUCGUGAGCCUAAAGCAAUAGUAGUGCGGUGCACAGAGAAUGAGAGAUGCAGAUGGUCAGGAACUAGGAGGGCGAUGCUACAAUUGUAAGAUACCACGUGAUCAAGGAACGUGAUUUUGAUUUUUGGUUUAAUGUUUUCUUUAUUAUUACCGCUCGUAUCACGUUCUUCACAGCUUGCGCCAUGUUGAACCGAAGGCAGGCAGUUGGUGUGUGGUGAUGAUCGGAUGAUCUCCGUUCGCAUGAAACGAUGUGGAGAGAAGGAGGUAUGAUUACAAAUAUAAAACAAGAGUAGGGCUUUUUUUCCUUACAAAAAUACGGAACGAAAAUUUUCGAGAUUGAUGCAAUAGUGUAUACCAACCAAUACCAAGCUUUGGUGCAAAGUGAUUGGAAGGAUUGCGGAAAAGGAUCUGCAUCCGUUAUUUCAUUCCUAUCAACGAUAAAGGCAACCUCUCUGUAGAUCGUUUUACCGAACAACAUACCUUAUUAUGAAAGUCCAAUUCCUUAACAAUUUGCAAAAAAAAAAAA
This is a messenger RNA of Anopheles stephensi (Asian malaria mosquito), 6705 nucleotides long. RefSeq names its product tubulin polyglutamylase TTLL5 (gene TTLL5). Gene Ontology annotation, molecular function: tubulin binding; tubulin-glutamic acid ligase activity. Bases 808 to 4083 code for a protein of 1091 amino acids. NCBI's taxonomy places the organism in Eukaryota, Metazoa, Arthropoda, Insecta, Diptera, Culicidae. The record is from RefSeq and is a predicted model, not a curated record. The transcript has 8 exons. Gene Ontology annotation, cellular component: cilium. Gene Ontology annotation, biological process: microtubule cytoskeleton organization; protein polyglutamylation.